Echinops telfairi (small Madagascar hedgehog) is the source of this 3641-nucleotide messenger RNA. RefSeq names its product ubiquitin conjugating enzyme E2 J1 (gene UBE2J1). The transcript has 7 exons. NCBI's taxonomy places the organism in Eukaryota, Metazoa, Chordata, Mammalia, Afrosoricida, Tenrecidae. The record is from RefSeq and is a predicted model, not a curated record. Bases 137 to 1150 code for a protein of 337 amino acids.
UGAGGUCUGGCUCGCACCGCUCUACUGUCUGCAACUCUUCACAAUAAGCCGGUGUUCUGCCAGCCCCUAGCGACGGCUUCCUGUCUCUCCUCUCCAUAAAGCUUUUACCAUAUGCUCCCUUGAACUAGUCCUCUGCAUGUUUUUUGUUGCACUGGAAACUUUUUCAUUUGGCUUGUCAAUCUACAAUUUGCUAGGAAAGGUCGUUAACUAUUUCCCUCUUACACAUCUGACUUCAGCCGUUAAGCGUCUCAUGAAAGAAGCAGCAGAACUGAAAGAUCCAACAGAUCAUUACCAUGCACAGCCUUUAGAGGAUAACCUUUUUGAAUGGCACUUCACUGUUAGAGGGCCCCCAGAUUCUGAUUUUGAUGGUGGUGUUUAUCAUGGACGAAUAGUACUGCCACCAGAGUAUCCUAUGAAACCACCAAGCAUUAUUUUACUAACGGCUAAUGGACGCUUUGAAGUGGGCAAGAAAAUCUGUUUGAGCAUCUCGGGACAUCACCCUGAGACUUGGCAACCUUCGUGGAGCAUAAGAACAGCACUAUUAGCUAUCAUUGGGUUUAUGCCAACAAAAGGAGAAGGGGCCAUCGGUUCUCUAGAUUACACACCUGAGGAGAGACGAGCGCUUGCCAAAAAAUCACAAGAUUUUUGUUGCGAGGGGUGUGGCUCUGCCAUGAAGAAUGCCCUGCUGCCUUUAACGUCUGGAAGCGAGUCAAGCCAGGCUGACCAGGAAGCCAAGGAACUGGCCAGACGAAUCAGUUUCAAGGCAGAAGUCAAUCCAUCUGGAAAGACUAUCGCUGAGUCAGACUUAAACCACUCCUUUUCCCUAAAUGAUGUACAAGAUGAUAUACCUACAACAUUCCAGGGUGCUGCGGCCAGUGCGUCGAGCCCCUCCCCAGCAGCCCUUCAGCAGCCUCCCCAGCCCGGAGCCACGAGCACCUCCAUGAGCCCUCGACAGCGUCGGGCCCAGCAGCAGAGUCAGAGAAGGUCUUCAGCAUCCCCAGAUGUCCUCCAGGCCCAGCAGCCACGAGACAACCACACUGACCAUGGAGGCUCAGCUGUACUGAUUGUCAUCUUGACUUUGGCGCUCGCAGCUCUCAUAUUCCGACGAAUCUAUCUGGCCAAUGAGUAUAUAUUUGACUUUGAGUUAUAACAUUGCUUUGUGUUUCAAGAGCUGUGAGGAGUGCUUCAUUAAACAUUCUGCAUUGGGUACACAUUGUUUACAAAAAGAUUAUUUUGUAUCUACCUUCCUUUCAUUCCUGUUUUGAUCCGUAUUAGAAAUGAGUGGGAUCACAUGAUGUCCAGCAGUGUGUCCUGCUUAGUUUAAGGGACCUAAAGUCAAAUGUCCCUGUCUCACUGUUUGACCUGCUUUCCAGGGAAAUAGCCCCUGGUUGUUUCUUAGGCCUCAGCUUUUAUUUAUGAAGAUUUAUUAUGCUUUUCUGUAUAGCCCUUGAAAAUCUUUGUUUUAAAUUCCAAUGAGUAUUACUAGCUACUCAAUACCAUUUGUUGAGUACAUUGUUUCUACUUUUGUAGAAUUAUAUAGGGAUAGAAUAUUUGAAAAGGGAAAGUAAAACUCCUCAAAUACCUUCAAAUGUACUCAAAACUCCCCAAAUCAGACAUUCUGGGAUGGCCCAUUCUAUGACUUUGUCUCUUAAGCCCUCCUAAGCGAAAAGGAACUUCAUUGCAGUUGAAUAUUUUGAGGAAAGGAGACUACACUGGGUUACUGGACGUUACUAGACAAGAGACGAAUAUUUGGUAGCCACUUUGAUACACUGUCAUCCCCUGCCUCUCACACGCACACCAACUGUUAAAAGAAAAAUAACCCUCCAUAGAGCUCUUUUGAGGAAGAAAAACUUCAACGUAGGAAAACUCUUGGAUUGUCUUCCAGAAAUUCCAUGAUUUUAAAAUUUGAAUGUUUUCUCUAUUUUGAAUUGUAUAUCUUUUGAGAUGUAUUAUAUGCCUAGUUGUGUGAUCACUAUAAAUGAAUUAUUCCAGAAAUGUGCAUAAAGUUGAGAUGCUUCACGUACCAUUUUAAUGUAAAAGCUCAGGGCUCAAGUCACAGUGAUGGUGUUAGAAAAACCUUAGAAUUGUCCAUCUAAUCAAAAUGCAGGAAACAAUUUUUUCACAGCAGACUACUAGCUAGUUCUGGCUCUGCUGGGGAAUUUCUCAUCACGGGUCCUGGUUAGGACAGAGCCCUGGAAAGCCCGGCGCUAGCAGGCGCACUCGCUCGGGCAGGGGGGCGCGUUGAGGGUAUUCAUGAAGAUCUGUUUUUAGACACGUGCAGGCAGUUUCUAGCUUCCCAAGAGCUUGUGCUCUCAAAGUGCAUUUGCAAGUCAGUUUCCUUUCAUCAUUCAGAGAAUGUUAUAAAUGGCUUUAUAGGCUCCAGCCCAGUCCACAGAAGUUAGCCCAUAUUAUACCUUGAAUAAUUUGGAGGAGUGUAUUCAUAAAGUCCUUGUGUAGUUUUAAUGAUUGAAAUCAUGGGCAAGAUAGAAACAAUUUGUAAAAUGAUCUUAAGAUCAAAUCUAAAUCUUACUCCCAGUACGGGACUCUGGUUCUUUUGGCCACCAGGCGCAAUUUCUGUUGUCAUCUGCGAGCCAGCCUCCCUUUAACCCCGUCUCUCAUAACAUAGUAUGUACUAUUAUGUAAUCCAUAGUUGUCAAACUUGAAUAAAUUAGCAUUUUAAAGGUGUUUACAGAUUGUUUCUGUUAUUUUUACAGCUAGCGUUGGUAACGUCUGUAAAGCGCAGGACUUUAUGAAGACCUUGUGUCAGAAAAGUGACAGGCUCCCGUGUCCUGACUUGACUGCCGGGAGAAAAUGCAUUUUGAAGUCUUGGUUCAGGACAGAGGAUAUUAGAAAUAGUAGCUUCAUGAUCUCCUGUCAGAAAGUCACACAACUGGGAGACCGCAGUGUCACAGCUAAGAAGAAGGAAAGCCCUGUACCCCAAUCUCAGCUGAGAUAACUGUGCUGGGAACAGUUUUGGCUUUUCAGAGUGACGCGUUAGCCUCCAUCGAUGUCACCUGGAAUUCCAUUUGCCAUCGGGUGUACACACCUGUGCUGCAAAGAUCGUUAAGCCAAGAAGAUUUUGCGGAUCUUUCUCUAAAUGCUUUGCCUCUCUACCCGCACCCUCCAGGCAGCCGCCUGUUUGUGUGGGGUUUUGUAGCACCUGGUGCACAUCCCUGAGUAAGACAUACUAUGUUCCUUCCCUUCUGCCCACAACCCCUAAAAUCCUCAGGCUGUUUGUUCAUCUGACCCACAUCGUGACAUGAAUAAGCAAAUGGAAUCACUGGGGCCUUUCUUACGGGAACCCCACACAAAUUGAGUCCCCACAAAACAAAUAUUUUAAUGCCUCAUUUUAAAUCCUUAGCUUAAAGCCAAAACUGGAUGUAUGAUCCCCAAGUCCACUUAUGUAACUUGUGACUUUUACUUUUUUUUAACCUACAUAGCACACCAAGUACAUAUCACAACAGUUAAAAUAGCAUGCUUGGAAUAUAUUGAUAUAAAAUGCCUUUCUUUCACUUGUAACUGUUUAAACCAAUGAGCCUUUCAAAUGUUAUGUAACACGGGCUUUUAUGUAGCACUUUACAUGUCCAUGCUGCUUGUUUCAGUCUACUGAAAUAAAUGGAUUCCAUCAGUAAUCUCAGUUU